CGGCAGAAAUUUACAAUACACCUUCGAAAACGACAAUCAACAGAACAAGCAGGUAAGGUAAAUGCGUCGUCGUCGGACGGCCUGUGAGGCAUCACGUAUACGCCGCUUUGGCUGCCGUUGCACUGGAGAAUUCUGCUGACCCGGAGAAAAGUAAAAACAACGAUAACCAUACUUCAAUAAUGAAAAAAAAGAACGAACACGCGAAUCGUACACCCAGCGUGAGUCAAGGAAUUAUGUUUUUUUGGUGUGAAAAUCGCCUCACCAUUUCCCCUGGUUUUAGCACUUUUGGGCCACUCGCCUUUUGAAGUUCACCAACGUCAAGUGCAUGGAUCUGCCAACUUCCCGUGGUUUUACCAAAUACGAAUACUGUCGUUUGAAAGUGGUGCGCAGGAAUCAGGUGGAACUCUCCCUGAAGGUCAACUUGCUGCAGAUUCCCAUCCGCAACUUGACCGCCAGACUGCAAUGCUUUCAAAGGCGGGAUGGAUAUAGACCGUUUAUGUACAACAUUCUGUUCGAUUUUUGCAAGCUGAUGGCCAGCAGUAACUACCAGUUAUCCUUCGAGCGAUUUAUAUUCGAUGCCAUCCGAAAACAGAGUAACUUUAAUCAAACUUGUCCGUGGAGGGAGAACCACAUGACUGUUCAGAAUUUUGCCCUGAAUUUUAGCCAGAUUAGUAUGCCAGUGCCCGCCGGAACGUACCGCUUGGAUUUCACCUUCUAUGCCUACGGCGUCGCCCGAACAUUGACACAGGUGUUUUUCGAGAAAGUCGACUGAAACGCGGGCGUCACCAAGUUGUUCUUAGUUCUGUUUGGAGCGCCCUAGAUUGCGUAAGUUAAGAGCUCCAAAUACCAAAUACACUCGAUGGAAUGGCAUCGCCGGUUUCAA
Molecule: messenger RNA, 883 nt
Organism: Drosophila ficusphila
Lineage: Eukaryota; Metazoa; Arthropoda; Insecta; Diptera; Drosophilidae
Exons: 3
Coding region: 326-772 (148 amino acids)
Source: RefSeq, a predicted model, not a curated record